GGCCGCACCGGAAGUGGCGCGCGGCAGUACGAUCCCUCAUGGCGGCAGCAGCGGCUCGGGCGCGGCGCCGUAGUGACUGAGCUGCGAGGCUGGCGGGCGUGCGCCGAGCCACGGCCCGGCCUCCGCGUGCCCCCCGGGCUCCGCACCCCUGAUGCUUCGUGGGUGCUGAGCCCGUCCAAGCCGGGACGAUGGUGAAGUACUUCCUGGGCCAGAGCGUGCUCCGAAGUUCCUGGGACCAAGUGUUCACUGCCUUCUGGCAGCGCUACCCGAAUCCCUAUAGCAAACAUGUCUUGACUGAAGACAUAGUACACCGGGAGGUCACACCUGACCAGAAGCUUCUGUCCCGGAGACUCCUGACCAAGACUAACAGGAUGCCCCGCUGGGCGGAGCGACUGUUUCCUGCCAAUGUUGCCCACUCGGUGUACAUCCUGGAGGACUCUAUCGUGGACCCACAGAACCAGACCAUGACCACCUUCACCUGGAACAUCAACCAUGCUCGGCUGAUGAUGGUGGAGGAACGAUGUGUUUACUGUGUGAACUCUGACAACAGCGGCUGGACCGAAAUCCGAAGGGAAGCCUGGGUCUCCUCUAGCCUAUUUGGUGUCUCCAGAGCCGUCCAGGAAUUUGGUCUCGCUCGGUUCAAAAGCAAUGUGACCAAGACCAUGAAGGGUUUCGAAUACAUCUUGGCCAAGCUGCAAGGUGAGACCCCUUCCAAAACACUUGCUGAGACAGCCAAGGAGGCCAAGGAGAAGGCGAAGGAGACAGCACUGGCAGCUACUGAGAAGGCAAAGGACCUUGCCAAUAAGGCCGCCACCAAGCAGCAGCAGCAGCAGCAGUUCGUAUAGCUGGCCUGGGCCCCACCUCCGCCACAGCCCACCAGCCAGCGUGGCUCAGCCCCCUCCACCCUUUCCCAUUGUACUUUAUUAUUAAAGGUCAACUUCCAGCCCU
Molecule: messenger RNA, 948 nt
Organism: Castor canadensis (American beaver)
Lineage: Eukaryota; Metazoa; Chordata; Mammalia; Rodentia; Castoridae
Gene: Prelid1
Product: PRELI domain containing 1
Cellular component (GO): mitochondrial intermembrane space
Source: RefSeq, a predicted model, not a curated record